Molecule: messenger RNA, 543 nt
Organism: Dracunculus medinensis (Guinea worm)
Lineage: Eukaryota; Metazoa; Nematoda; Chromadorea; Rhabditida; Dracunculidae
Source: the annotation of a GenBank genome assembly
GCACCGGUGCUCGCUCCACUGGCCGUUAAUCAGUCCAUCUCGUCAGCUUCGUUCACUUGUAUGAAAAAUUCAGGCUUUUCGACAGCAUUCAUCCGGGCUUACAUGCCUAUUGCCGACGGAAUGGUGGAUUCAAAUUUUGUGCAGAAUGUAUAUAACGCACUUGGCCUUGGAACUGAAGUUUACGCCAUUCCACAGGCAGCAGGAAUCAAGACUGCGGCACAACAGUUCGACGAAAUUUACAGUUGCAUAAAGCAAAGCCAAAUUAUUUUGCAUAACAUUCAGGUAACAUCGCCUAUUCACUGGUACUGGAACGUAUUAGGAGAAGGAGAAACCGGGAGAACUGCAGCAGAUUUCAGUGACUUCCGCUCUUUUGCAGCCUUCAUUAAUCCGAUAAUAAAGACGUACGCAAGGGCGACACGGAUCUGUGGAACUUCGGUGGACCAAAUUGUAUAUCCACAAAGUUAUGGCUUAUUUUCAGCUAAUUCAACGGAUCAAAAUGAUAAAAUGAUUAUUGUCGGCUCAAUACAAAUACCUUACAGUUGA